Molecule: messenger RNA, 1789 nt
Organism: Ichthyophthirius multifiliis
Lineage: Eukaryota; Ciliophora; Oligohymenophorea; Hymenostomatida
Product: protein kinase domain protein
Exons: 2
Biological process (GO): peptidyl-serine phosphorylation; autophagy; autophagosome organization
Cellular component (GO): autophagosome; cytoplasm
Molecular function (GO): ATP binding; protein serine/threonine kinase activity
Source: RefSeq, a predicted model, not a curated record
AUGCCAAAAAUAGUUGAUAAUUACGUAUUAGAGCGUAAAAUAGGAUCAGGACAAUUCGGAGAUGUAUACAAAGGUUAUAAUAAACAAAACAACUAAGACAUAGCCAUAAAAGUAGUAAAGCGUGAACUUUUAAAGGGUAAAUUUAAUGAAUUAUUAGAAAAUGAGAUUCGAGUACUUCGUACAUGUAAUAACGAAAAUAUAAUAAAGCUAUAUGAUAUAAAGAAGACUGCUAAUAAUUUUUAUUUAAUGCUAGAAUAUUGUAAUGAAGGAGACUUAAUGUAAUAUUAAAAAGAGAAGAAAUAUUUAACAGAAGACGAGGCUAUAGAGUUUUUAAUUUAAAUAAUAAACGCAUUUAAGACUUUGGUAAAGAAUAAAAUUAUGCACAGAGAUUUUAAAUUGGCAAAUAUUCUAAAACAUAAUGGAAAUAUAAAAAUUGCAGAUUUUGGAUUUGCUAAACUGCUAGGAAAUUCCAAUUUAACUUCUACUAUGUUAGGUUCUCCUUUAAAUAUGGCACCUGAAGUUUUGGAUGGAUAAGAUUAUAAUAACAAAGCUGAUAUAUGGUCAAUAGGAACUGUUUUGUUUGAAUUGUUAUUUGGAAAACCACCUUUUACAGCUGGGAAUAUGAUAGAUUUAAUAAAGAGGAUAAAAAAUAGUCCUUUGGAAAUUCCAAAAAAGAUAAAUAAAAUAUCUGCCGUGACUGAAGAUGUUUUAAGAAAAAUGCUUGUCGUUGACCCUAAGAAGAGGAUUGAAUGGGAUGAGGUUUUUGGACAUAAAAUCAACUAUUUUUUAGAUGAUAAAAUUAAAAAUGAUUUGGAGGCAACAAUGAAGGAUAACGGAUAAAUAGCAAUGAAUUUGUCAAGAUUUUAUAUUAAAAAUAAUAAAGUAAUUAAUCAUCCUUCUGAAAUCGAAAAAAAAUAAGAAAUUAAUAACUAUGCAAUUAAUGUUGCAAAAGGAGGAACAGGUAAUUAAGAAAAUUAUUAAGGAGCAAUCAUUAAGAGGUAGACAGAAAGAGUAGAAGAGUAGUAAUAAUAAUAUUAAUAAUAAUAAUAAUAGGAAGAAGUAAAAAAUGAAGACGAGGAAGUAUAAACUAAAGAGUCUUUAAGGGAAAUGUAAAUUAGAAUUAAAAAAAGAAACGCAAACAGGAUUCUUCAUGAGAGAAAUAUUUAUGUUUUUUUGGCUUCUGUAGCAGAGGAUGCAAUGAAUAAUUAAAAUAUUAAAAUUAGCGAAAUAGUCGGGUUUUUAUUAGUAAAAAAACUAUUAUAGUAAGUUGAAUUUCUAGCAAGUAAAAUGAAGAAAAAAGAAAACGUUUUCAAAUUGGAGCUUUGGGAUUAGUUUAUUCUUAGUAAAGAUUAUAAUGAUAUUUAUAUGUAUAUUGAAAAAGAACAUGAUGUUUUUAGGCUUUACUUUAAUUCGAUGUUUGAGAGAAUCAAAGGAAGCGCUUUAUUAGUUGGGAAUUAAUUAGAUUCUUAAAUUAAAUAGGCUAUUAGUAAUAAUGUUUCGUAAAAUAUUGAUGCAGUUUUAAAAUAAAUACUAUAGGAUUAUUGUGUUUAGUUAAUGUAAAGUAUAUAGGAAUAAGCUAAGAAUUUAAAAGAGUUGGAGAAUCAUAAAACUUUAGUCAUUCAUGCAGAUAGAAUCCUUGAUUGUUUAACACUUGAAGAAACUUUCGUUUUCGAAGAUAAAAAUACUUAAGAGUAGUUUAAUUUUAAACUUUAUUACGAUGAAGAUGAUAAAAUGGAAGCUGAUUAAUUACUUAGUAAAGUUUAAUAGAAAUUAUAAAAGAAAUUAUGAG